CGGCCGCCGCCGCCUGCUGCUUGCUGCAAGUGGACAGCCGGCACCUGGACGCGUCCGCCCGAGGCGCGGGCCUGGACAACGGCAAUUUCCUAGACAAUGACCAGUGGCUGAGCACCGUCUCCCAGUACGACAGGGACAAGUACUGGAACCGCUUCCGAGACGAAGUUGAGGAUGACUAUUUCAGAAACUGGAAUCCCAACAAGCCCUUUGACCAAGCCCUGGAUCCAUCCAAGGACCCCUGCCUGAAGGUGAAAUGCAGCCCUCACAAAGUGUGUGUGACCCAGGACUACCAGACAGCUCUCUGUGUCAGCCGCAAGCACCUGCUGCCCAGGCAAAAGAAGGGGAAUGUAGCCCACAAGCAUUGGGUUGGACCUUCAAAUAUGGUCAAGUGCAAGCCAUGCCCUGUGGCGCAGUCAGCCAUGGUCUGCGGCUCGGAUGGCCACACCUACACAUCCAAGUGCAAGUUGGAGUUUCAUGCUUGCUCUACUGGCAAAAGCCUCACCAUUCUCUGUGAUGGGCCCUGUCCUUGUAUCCCGGAACCUGAGCCACCAAGACGCAAGGCAGAAAAGAACGCCUGCACGGACAAGGAGCUGAGGAACCUUGCUUCCCGGCUGAAAGACUGGUUUGGAGCUCUUCAUGAGGAUGCAAACAGGGUCAUCAAACCUACCAGCCCUGACACCGCCCAAGGCAGAUUUGACACCAGCAUCCUGCCCAUCUGCAAGGACUCCCUGGGCUGGAUGUUCAACAAGUUGGACAUGAAUUACGACCUUCUGCUGGACCACUCAGAGAUCAAUGCCAUCUACCUGGAUAAAUACGAGCCAUGCAUCAAGCCUCUCUUCAACUCUUGUGACUCCUUCAAGGAUGGCAAGCUCUCUAACAAUGAGUGGUGCUACUGCUUCCAGAAGCCUGGAGGUCUCCCUUGCCAGAAUGAAAUGAACAGAAUUCAAAAGCUGAGCAAGGGGAAAAGCCUGUUGGGGGCAUUCAUACCACGGUGUAAUGAAGAGGGCUAUUACAAAGCCACGCAGUGCCACGGCAGCACAGGGCAGUGCUGGUGUGUGGAUAAAUAUGGGAACGAGCUGGCUGGCUCCAGGAAACAGGGUGCUGUGAGCUGUGAAGAGGAGCAGGAAACCUCAGGGGAUUUUGGCAGUGGUGGCUCCGUGGUCCUGCUGGAUGACCUGGAGGAUGAACAGGAGCUGGGACCAAAGGACAAAGAGGGGAAGCUGAGGGUGCACACUCGGUCUGUGACAGAGGAUGAUGAGGACGAGGAUGACGACAAAGAAGAUGAGGUCGGGUACAUAUGGUAGUGGCCACAAGGAAGAGGACAUACAUUUUGCACACAAUUGCAAGUCACUUCCUGUUCCUACAUUUGUAUCUAAGACUCCAAGGCAUCAACGUCUCUUCUCCACUGUUGCUCUCUGUACCCAACUGAAGUUUUGGAAGACAGCUGCUUGUCCCAGAGUAUUCUGAUUUUGCAUAUGAUUGUGUGGGAGAAAGGGUGUUGUUUUGGGUUAUUUUAUUUUAUGUUUUUGGACAACAGAAUGGCUGGUUUAAAUAGAACCUCCUUCCUGUAAGAUUUUUGCAACAAGCAUGUGAUUUGUGUGGAAUCCAGCAGUGCAGGGAGCCCCCACUCUUGUAAACGUCAAAGACCCUUUUUGAUUACCCACAUUGGUGGUUCUUACAGCAUGGUUCCCAGCCUUACAGUGUCUAAGUGCUUUUCUUGUGUCCUAUAGAUGUCGUGGAAAACACACCACACUGUUCCUUUUCUUUCCACCCCAACCACCCCUGGUUUUUAUAAUUAAAAAUUAAUUUUAUAUCACUAUAUCUGGCUUCCUACAAAUAACAGCCUUAAUUCAGUCCCUUUGGGGAAUUCAUUUAUUAAAAAUCACAUCUGGAUGCUUCUGUCUGCACACACAUAAGUAUGUACACAUGUACAACAGAAAUUGUGUGUGCAGGCCUUGCACACACACUUUGCAAAAAAAAAUGUCUCACUAUCUAUUAAAAAUUCAUUUGAAAAACGUUUUUUAAUUUAUCAGCUUGUCUAGACCUGGAACAAAAUUUCUGGAAUAAGAAAUUAGUUUGAAAGCCCCAUUUUGCACUAACAGCAUUUGUAGCCUGCAGGCCGAGGAGGUUUCUUCUCUGUGCAUUAGCAGAGUUACUGGAAGCUUCUUUGAUUUGGAUAAGCCUCCGUUUGCCUAAAUCGUUUCUUCCUGCAGAAGCCAUGUGACUCUCACUGGGGCAGCUUCACAAGCCAUUGCUCUCAUUUCAGCUCAAAGCCCCACAGGCUGCAGCAGCCCUGUCUGCGCAGGGUCCCCCCUUCCCUCCCUACUCAAGGGCUUUUUGUAACACAUGCAUGUGCCCAGGGGGUUCUCUGAGAAGACAGUACCACGGUAUUCCUUAGAAUACAACUUAGGGUUCUUAGUUCAAUGUUUUGCUUUUGGUUACUUUUUACCCACAAAUUAUGAUAAGGCUACAAAAGAUGUGUAGCUUUUAAAAGAAAAUCCACAUUUUACAAAAAAUCAUAAAUGGAGGCCUAGAAAGAACUUCACAGUAGCAUAUGGAAGCUAGGUUUGGGUUUUCAAGAGUGAGCCUGCCAGCCCCCAUACAUACACAAAAGUCUUGAGAUAUUACUGAAAAAAAGGCUUUUCACCACAAUAUUUCUUUUCCCAAAACUCAUUAUUGAAUUCUAGUUCCAAAUCUGGUAGAGUCAUCUUCACAUUCUUUAGAAUUCUCUCAUCCAAGUACCAAAGAGUAGUCUUCACAAUGGCCCCAUUCAGUUCUGUACUGGUCUGUAAACUCCUACCCUGUUUGUUUACUAUCCCAAUCAGCCACCCAAACCCCAGCUCUCUAGGCCACAUAUCUCUCAAAUCUCUCUCUGGCUUCCCCCAUGAGCUUUAUCCAGUCCACAAGACAAGCACAUCAACUCAGGCACACACCCCCCAAAAAUUAUAUAUAAAGAUAUUUUUUUUCCCAAACAAGCCAUGAUCCCUGUGGCAGCUGACUAACCCCCACAUCAAACUGACCAUUUAUAUGCAGUAACCCACCUUAAGCUAGCAUCCUCUGAUACUUGCAUAAGCUGGAUAAAGUGGCAUUAUCCCUAAGGUUGGUCUCAGAUGGGAAAUGAAUAUACCUGGUGUCGCUAAUUCCUUUUUCCUGAUAGAUAAUGUAUGUACCGUCCCUAUAUGGAGGCCAUAGGCAAGCUCUGUAUGGGGAUCUCAACCCCAUCGCCUUAGUUUCCAUAUUUUCCCCUACUCAAAUACAGCUCUGCAGUGAUUCAGAAAACAUGUGUUUAAUUGCUGCUAAAUUACAAUAGAGAACAUAAAAAUCAAAACUUCUUUAAAAAUCUCAGUUUAUACCAUCAAAGAAAAAUAUUGUUACUGUGUCCUCUGAGUUUAGAAAAAUGCACAAGAGAACAAAUUAAAAUCGACAAAUUGAUUUCGCUUAGAGAAGCUUCUAGGAACCAAGUGAACCAUGGAUUUUAAUUUGCCUAAUUAUCUUAUGACGAGUGUCAAAUUAAGAUGACACUUAAAGAUCCUUAGCAUUAACUUAAUGAUGGAGAAGAGUGCUCAAUAGGCAAUUCCCAGGAAGGUAAUGAGAUGCCAUUUUCAGAGAUUUUUCCAAGAAGAUGUUUUGAUUCAUUAAAAUAUUAAACCAAAAACCCUCCUAAGCCUGGAACCCAGAAUCAACGGAACAACAUUAAUAUUGCUUUCGUGCCUCACAUUGGCAUAGCAGCAUUAGGCCUUCUAAGAUGUUUAGUACUUUCCACUAGUACUUAGGAUUAGAUUGAAUUACCUUAUCCUUUGAUGUAGAAUUUUUGUUUUCUUGUUUCUGGAAGGGGCCUUUUAGUUACAGUGACCAAGUAUACAUAAGAUAUUGACUUUUUUAAAGAAACAAAAUAGUCUUGUAAUAAUCCAAUCCUUUGUUUGAGACAAGUAUUGGAUUCAAUCCUAACGAUUUUAGAAAUUCUUUAGUGAAGAGUUUCUUUUCCUGUAACUCGUUCUUUAAUAUCAUUACUGUGGCAUCCAAGUUAAAUCCAAGGAUUUUCUUUCACCAUGGUUAUUUGUCUGCCAUAUGAAUGUCUACAGAUGUUCUAGGCAUGGGAAUACCUUACUACUGAAUUUGAGGUUGUAUGCCAGUUUGUCCUUCUUUAUGCCUAUUUCCCUAUGCAUAGCAGCAAAUGAUGUAUCUGUCCAGGUCUGCCCUCUGCUCCCCCAGGAUUCCAUUCCCAUUUGGUUUUGGUUUACCUUGACCACACUGUAUAGUAAUAUCCAACAGCCCUUUCUACAGUGGGUGGUUUCAGUCUUUUUAUACCGUUUUCUCAAAGUCACUGAUGUAUGUCCCUGUUCACUGUGUAGCCUUGUAAUGAGAGCCCAUCAAAUCCAGGGUGUCAGUUUGUUGUCCCUAUUGUAGAUGAAAUAGUGAUGUAGAAAAACUAGUAUUCUGAAUGCUUUUCCAUGUAGACUUACCUGGAAUGUGAACACAACUCUUUGGUUAAUAGCAAAUGCUUAACUGUAGUCCUGAGUAGAUGCAUUUCUGUCUGUCUCAAUAAAUUUUACUUUAUCUGCAA
Molecule: messenger RNA, 4564 nt
Organism: Chinchilla lanigera (long-tailed chinchilla)
Lineage: Eukaryota; Metazoa; Chordata; Mammalia; Rodentia; Chinchillidae
Gene: Spock1
Product: sparc/osteonectin, cwcv and kazal-like domains proteoglycan (testican) 1
Molecular function (GO): calcium ion binding; protein binding
Source: RefSeq, a predicted model, not a curated record